Molecule: messenger RNA, 2592 nt
Organism: Recurvomyces mirabilis
Lineage: Eukaryota; Fungi; Ascomycota; Dothideomycetes; Mycosphaerellales; Teratosphaeriaceae
Product: 1,2-dihydroxy-3-keto-5-methylthiopentene dioxygenase
Exons: 3
Coding region: 1-2592 (863 amino acids)
Molecular function (GO): protein binding
Source: RefSeq, a predicted model, not a curated record
AUGGCAUUCCAACAGCAAGGUGGAGCGGGGGGAGGUGGACCUGGCGAGCAUCAUGCGCCGCAGGGCACCGAGUACACGUUGCAGGGUGUCAUGCGCUUCCUCCAGCUAGAGUGGCACAGUCACGAGCGAGCACGCAACGCGUGGGAGAUUGAGCGGCAGGAAAUGAAGGCAAAGGUCGCCAAGCAGGAAGGGGAGGUGCGGCAGGCCAAGCGCAUCAAUGAGCAAUUGGAGCGUCAGGUGAAGAUGCUGGAGGGUGCUCUACGUAGGGAGCGAGCGAAAGGCCAGAAGCUGCCCAAUGGUGAAGCGGUGACGGCGAAAGAGAAGGGUCCAGAGCAAGAAGGCGUAGUGCCCAAGGGCAGAAAGCGUGGACAUGAACGCGGCUUGGAGAAUGGAACACAUGAUGAGGAGCAUCGGCGUAAGCACGGCUCGGACACAGAUGACGCGGCUCAGGAAGUUCUGACCUUUGAUCCAGCCCCCUCAACCGUUCCGCACAACUCAUUCCUCGAGACGGACGACUCACCUGAGCAGGCCGACAAGGAGCGGGAGCAGUACCUCGACAACACCACGAAAUACUUGAAGAGCUGCAUGAAGGAGAUCCAGUACUUGCUGACACCACCUCCACAUCCACCACCCCAGCAGAUGCUGUCCAAUGGUAACUACUCUGGAUUGCCAGAUCCUCCUCUGUCGGUGGAAGACAUAUACCUGCGUAACCAGCAGCAACGGGCGGCGCAGAGACAACAAGCUCAGGCCCUGGCUCCAGUUUCAGCAGUGCCAAACCACCAGCCACCACCAGUUCCGCAGCCUGGUGGGCAACAGCUCGUGCAGAACACAUACCGGGAGUACCCAGAUAUUGUGUCUCAGCCGGCUCUGGACAACCCACAGCAGCAAGGUAUUCACCAGGUGCAAGUAACUCAUGAUGAUCAAGUAGAGAGCAUAACGCACACAUUUGAUGCAGAUGGUCGAGCAAUACCAGAUGCAGAAGCGCUACAGCCACAACAUCAGAUAAGACAAGUGCCGGAUCCUGAUGGCUGGACCUUUGACGAUGAGCAGCCUCUCAAUCCCGACACUGUACAGCCUGAAGUGUUGCCUCCUCGUAGGCCUGACACAGAUCUAUUUCCCACGGCCGCCAUCAACCAUUUACAAGCAAAGUCGCCACCACGCGGACCAGCUUCACACAGACGAAAAUCUUCAGGGGCACAAGCGAUGUCGCGCCGGAGGAGCUCACAGGGCAAGCAUGAGGGACAGGAAAGUGCAGAUGCGCUGGCGCAUGCGAACGACCCGACUCAAUUCAAGGUCAAAUUCGCCCUUCGCGGCCAUCUGGACGUCGUGCGCUCGGUGAUUUUCAGCGGAGGCGGCAGUCCAAGCGAGCCCGAGGUCUGCACUUGCGGUGACGAUGGCACGAUCAAGAGGUGGAUCAUCCCAGCCUCGUACCAGAACUACAACCAUACCGGUAACAGCCCUGACUUGGACAUUGGUAGCCAAUUUACACACCGUGGGCACGAAGGUGUUGUCACUUGCCUGGCCUCGUGCCCGCCCUCUACUGGUUUCAGCACUGGUGGAAGGACUGCAGGCGACGGCUGGAUCUUCUCUGGUGGGCAGGAUGCAACCGUCAAAGUGUGGGAGCGUGGCCGAGUCGAUCCCAAGGCCACGCUCGAGGGUCACACAGAUGCCGUCUGGUGCGUCUGCGUACUUCCGGCAUCUGUCGGCGCUGUCUUUGGGCAGCAAAGCAGUAACUUUGGUGGUCCAGACAGGCUGUUGCUGGUUUCUGGCGCAGCAGACGGCACUAUAAAGGUUUGGGCUACGACAGCACCUCCGCAGUCAAGCUCUCCGGCGACCGGCAGCAGACGUGGCGUUGGUGGCAGCAGGAGGCAUAGUGUCACGUCUGUAUCGAACUUCCCAUCCUCACCUCAGCCGUCAGUGGCGAGCUUAACGCAAUUCGGCUAUACACUGAUCCACACGAUCGAGCGGCCUGCUUCGGCCACAGAAGGCACGAAGCCGAGUCCAACGUGCAUUGCGCCACUCGCACCGUCUGGCGAGACGUUCGUGGUGAGCUACACCGACUCGUCAGUGCUUGUGUUCGAUACGCGGACUGGUGAAGAAGUCAUCGGCAUGGCGUCUAGCGAGACGUAUGACGGCACCAUGAACAGCAGUAUCAAUGCUGUUGUAGCGACCAGCCUAGGGCUGGAAGGCACUGGCCCAAGCAUUGAUGCAGCACGUGGUCUAGAGGCAGAAGAGGUUGGUGCAGGUGCAACGGGUGGCAGAGAAGGCGUGGAGGGUGUUGUGAUCAGUGGGCAUGAAGAUCGAUUCGUUCGAUUCUUCGAUGCCAACUCUGGUCAAUGCACAUACACCAUGCUCGCCCAUCCAGCAGCCAUUUCCUCGCUCUGUCUGUCGAAAGACGGCCGCGAAGCUGUUUCCGCGGGCCAUGAUGCCUCGAUCCGUUUCUGGUCCCUGGAGAAGCGUAUCUGCACCCAAGACAUCGUCUCCCACCGUAGCAUGCGAGGCGAGGGUGUCUGCUGUGUCUGCUGGAGCCAAGACGGGCGGCUCGUCGUGAGCGCAGGGGGCGAUGGCGUUGUUAAGGUGUUUGCGCGUUAG